This is a messenger RNA of Zophobas morio, 788 nucleotides long. RefSeq lists its product as uncharacterized. Lineage: Eukaryota; Metazoa; Arthropoda; Insecta; Coleoptera; Tenebrionidae. Bases 122 to 700 code for a protein of 192 amino acids. The record is from RefSeq and is a predicted model, not a curated record. The transcript is spliced from 4 exons.
CGAUGACGCGAUGACGUCACACCGUUGCGAUGUUGUCUUCGGGCGACUAGAUUCCUAUUUGAAUUUAACGUUUCGAAUCAGUCGGUUUUUAAUAAAAGUGUAGAGCGCGACUUUUUGCAAAAUGAAGUGGAAGAACGAAAUACCAAAUAAAACGGAAUUCAUGAAAAUCAACAGUUUUAAUUUCAUCGAAUGCGAAAAGUUUCAUAGUGAACUAGUGCACGAGCAAAAUGCCGGCAAAAUUCGAGUGGCGAGGGAGGAGGGUGGUCAGAGAAAAGAGGUUAAAGAAACAAGGAGCUACGAUAAUCUGGCAGCUGUUGCUACACAAUCCGACAAGGAAAACAAAGAACGGCGGACUAUGACCGAAACGAUAACCCUAACGAAAUCCAACACCGAUUUUACGGGAUCAGCCCCGAAGAGGUACACCACUAAAUGCUUCAUUAAGCCUGUCACGACCCCAAUCUGGUAUUCGGAGUCGUUGUUUCUGAAUAUUGGAUCGACGAAAAGAACGUAUGCUGAGAAGAUUUAUUUCAAGGAGAAGUUGUUUCCAUUCAGGUGGUCCGAAACUAUGACGACGGAAGUUCAAACUGGGCCGAAGUGUGUUUACUCCGACUGUUUUAUUCCGGUUGACGAUUAUACGGAUGAUGUACAGUAUGUCUCACUUGAACCACAGCAAAAGGCUGCUUCGUUAACCAUUUUGUGAUGUGCUUUGUAUUUAAUGGGUAAAACAUUCCAGUUAUCACUUAAUUAUUACCAUUAACAUUUAUUAAUGAAUAAAACAUUCCAUUUUU